Molecule: messenger RNA, 711 nt
Organism: Penicillium soppii
Lineage: Eukaryota; Fungi; Ascomycota; Eurotiomycetes; Eurotiales; Aspergillaceae
Exons: 1
Coding region: 1-711 (236 amino acids)
Source: RefSeq, a predicted model, not a curated record
AUGACCAACCCCAAAGACUACCAUCUCCUCUGCUUCGACGUCUACGGCACAUUGAUAGACUGGGAAAGCGGCAUCAUCGCCGCCCUCCAACCAAUCCUCUCGAAAACACCCACCAAAUUCACCCGCGAGCAUCUCCUAACAGUUUACCACGACCUCGAAAGCACCCAACAACAACAAACUCCAGACCUCCCCUACUCAACCCUCCUAUCAUCCAUCCACCCCAUUCUCGCCUCCCGCCUAGGCCUCCCCACACCCAGCGACGAGGAAAACACCAACUUCGGCAACUCCAUCGGAACCUGGCCCGCCUUCCCGGACACCGUCGACGCCCUGCACCGCCUGUCAAAGCACUUCAAGCUCGUUGUUUUAUCGAACGUGGACCGCGACUCGUUCGCCAAGUCCAAUGCGGGCAGUUUGCAGAACGUGCAUUUCGAUUUGAUCAUCACCGCGCAGGAUAUCGGGAGCUAUAAGCCUGAUCGACGGAACUUUGAGUAUAUGCUGGAUGCGGUGAAGGGUGAAUUUGGAGUGGCUUCUGAUUCGGUCUUGCAGACGGCUCAGAGUCAGUUCCAUGAUCAUCGGCCUGCGAGGGAGGUCGGGAUUAAGUCUGUUUGGAUUGAGAGGGCUGGGGCUUUGAUGGGGAAUACGGGAGAGCCAAUUUUUGAUUGGAGGUUCGGGACACUUGGGGAGAUGGCCGAUGCUGUUGAGAGGGAGUAA